CGUGCGUGAGUCCGGGGAAGGCGAGGCUGCCAGCUCGGUCCCCUCUCCUCCAGGGCGCCCUCCGUUCCGGUCGUUCUUUCUCUAACCUUGUAUCUCGGGACAGAGGCAUAGUCCGGGCCCGAAGCGAAGGCAGUUAAGAUGAUGUCGAGAGGAAACCUGAAGCAAGUGCGCAUCGAGAAGAACCCGGCCCGCCUUCGCGCCCUCGAGUCGGCGGCGGGCGACAACGACCCGGCGGCCGCGGCGGCGCUGGCGCUGGCCAUGGCCGGGGAGCAGGCGCCGCCCGUCGCGGCGUCGGAGGAGCACCCCGAGGAGGAGGUGGGGUUCACCAUUGACAUUAAGAGCUUCCUCAAGCCGGGCGAGAAGACCUACACGCAGCGCUGCCGGCUCUUCGUGGGCAACCUGCCCACCGACAUCACCGAGGAGGAUUUCAAGAGGCUCUUCGAGCGCUACGGCGAGCCCAGCGAGGUCUUCAUCAACCGCGACCGCGGCUUCGGCUUCAUCCGACUGGAAUCCCGAACACUGGCUGAAAUUGCAAAAGCAGAGCUGGAUGGCACCAUUUUGAAGAGCAGACCUCUCCGAAUUCGCUUUGCCACGCAUGGAGCAGCCUUAACGGUGAAGAACCUUUCUCCAGUUGUUUCCAAUGAGCUUCUAGAACAAGCCUUUUCCCAGUUUGGUCCAGUAGAGAAAGCUGUUGUGGUUGUGGAUGACCGUGGUAGAGCUACCGGAAAAGGAUUUGUAGAAUUUGCAGCCAAGCCUCCUGCCCGAAAGGCAUUGGAAAGAUGUGGGGAUGGAGCUUUCUUGUUAACAACAACCCCUCGUCCUGUCAUCGUGGAGCCUAUGGAGCAGUUCGAUGAUGAAGAUGGCUUGCCAGAGAAGCUGAUGCAGAAGACUCAACAGUAUCAUAAGGAAAGAGAACAGCCUCCGCGUUUUGCCCAGCCUGGGACAUUUGAAUUUGAGUAUGCAUCUCGAUGGAAGGCUCUUGACGAAAUGGAAAAGCAGCAGCGGGAGCAGGUUGAUAGAAACAUCAGAGAAGCCAAAGAGAAACUAGAGGCAGAAAUGGAAGCAGCUAGGCACGAACACCAGUUAAUGCUAAUGAGGCAAGAUCUCAUGAGGCGUCAGGAAGAACUUAGACGUUUGGAAGAACUCAGAAACCAAGAACUGCAAAAACGAAAACAAAUACAACUAAGACAUGAAGAAGAGCAUCGUCGACGUGAAGAAGAAAUGAUAAGACACAGAGAACAGGAAGAACUUAGACGACAGCAAGAGGGUUUUAAGCCAAACUAUAUGGAAAAUUUUAAAGGGAGCAAUCAAAUGAGAGAACAGGAAAUGAGAAUGGGUGAUAUGGGUCCCCGUGGAGCAAUAAACAUGGGAGAUGCGUUUAGCCCAGCACCUGCUGGUAACCAAGGUCCUCCUCCAAUGAUGGGUAUGAAUAUGAACAACAGAGGAACUAUACCUGGCCCACCUAUGGGUCCUGGUCCUGCCAUGGGACCAGAAGGAGCUGCAAAUAUGGGAACCCCAAUGAUGCCAGAUAAUGGAGCAGUGCACAAUGAUAGAUUUCCACAAGGGCCACCAUCUCAGAUGGGAUCACCUAUGGGUAGUAGAACAGGCUCUGAAACCCCUCAAGCACCAAUGAGUGGUGUUGGUCCUGUGACUGGUGGUCCAGGUGGUUUUGGCAGGGGAAGCCAAGGGGGCAACUUCGAUGGCCCUAAUAAGCGCCGUAGAUAUUAAAAUUCCUUUCAUUUCCGGCUCUCUAGUAAAAGAAAUCCAGUGGUAUGCCUUUACACCUUUAUGUGUUACCUGGAAGAAAUGGUUGUAUUGUUAAUGUAUGUAGAAUUUAAGACUUCUUUUGUAAAACUUGAGGUUUUGUAUUUUUCUUUAUUCAUAGCUUUGUAGAUUAAUAGAAUGGUGAUGCUCAUCAUUGUGAAUGUUAAAAUGUGUUUGUAACUUCAGCUGAAUAUAAGUAUGCCAGUACUGUGAACUCUGUAGUUAAUCUCAAUAAAGAAUCCAUUUUGAAUUAA
Echinops telfairi (small Madagascar hedgehog) is the source of this 2018-nucleotide messenger RNA. RefSeq names its product paraspeckle component 1 (gene PSPC1). The transcript has 10 exons. The record is from RefSeq and is a predicted model, not a curated record. Gene Ontology annotation, cellular component: nucleus. Lineage: Eukaryota; Metazoa; Chordata; Mammalia; Afrosoricida; Tenrecidae. Gene Ontology annotation, biological process: regulation of DNA-templated transcription. The coding region runs from base 139 to 1728 and encodes 529 amino acids. Gene Ontology annotation, molecular function: RNA binding.